UCACAAUCGGAGUAGAAUUCAACGACAUAUUGUUACAUUUCUCCAGGCAAAAUAUUUUCAGCUUAAGUAUCCAUUAUAAAUACCGCACACGGGUAAGAACUUUUGGUUAGUUUUCGGUUUUCGUUGACAAGAGUCGACACAAAAUGCAGUCCAAGUUAUUUAUAUUAUUUUUCUGUUUUCUGUUUUGGUCCAAUGAAAGGUUUAUGGCAUCUGGAUAUAUCAGACGAAUUUCCAAACCAUCAGUAUACAAAUGGAAUGAAAAGAUCCGUCCAAGAGUCUCAGAUGAACCAGUUAAAAGACAAUACACGGAUUGCGGCGGCAAGAUAACCAAAGGUCCUGGUACCAUCGAGCAGUUCUUCGUUUCACGAAAUCCUAUGCACAAGGUCAACUGCACGUGGAGAAUUCACGCACCCGAAAACCAUCACGUCUACGUGAAGCAGCUGAGGAUUACACGUACGACUUUGCAGAACGCUGAUGCGAGCAAAUUCGAUGACGCACCGUUCAUACAGGUUUUCGACGGCAAAGAUAUGACCGAGGAGAAUCGAUUAUUUCGGUUUGGUGAUGCUAAUUUGAAUCGGUGCCUAUCCAGUGAGCAGGAUUUAACAAUUAGCUUGACCUACAAUGAGUCUGGAAGACAUAUUGACCAAGAAGCUGUCAUAAAAUACGGUUUUGUCGAAAGUUCAAUAGUUGAAGAUCUUAUUCCUUAAUUUUAAAAUGUACUACAUAAAUUUGUAAUAAAAUAUGAUGCUUUUUUCUAAAU
This is a messenger RNA of Nasonia vitripennis (jewel wasp), 760 nucleotides long. RefSeq lists its product as uncharacterized. Lineage: Eukaryota; Metazoa; Arthropoda; Insecta; Hymenoptera; Pteromalidae. The transcript is spliced from 5 exons. Bases 144 to 707 code for a protein of 187 amino acids. The record is from RefSeq and is a predicted model, not a curated record.